AUGGCAACUGCCGAAGUAGACGGGGCUAGAUCGUCAGAAAGGACAAUCAGCUUGGAGAACAAAGAGGAAAAGUUUGAGGAUACUGAAAAUGUAGGUACAUUGUUGGACCACCACUGUCAACCUUGUUUUACUGAAGACAUGACAGUCAAAUCGUCUAAGUUUUGUGUAGACUGCAAUGAAUUCCUCUGCAAAGAUUGCAUUAGAGUUCACAGAAAAUUAAACUGCACAAGACACCAUCAAAUUGUAGACAAUAGAGAUGACAUCAGCAACCUUCCUACAAUGACGAGUGCAGGAAUAUGUUUUUAUCACUCUGAUAAGCAAUUAGAUAGGUUUUGUGAACAACAUGAUGAAUUUUGUUGCGUUUCAUGUUUGAAAACCAGACAUAGGGCAUGUAAGGCUAAAUCGACCAUAAACGAAGUUUCAUCAAAACUUUCAGAGGAAGAAGUUAAUGACGUUGAAGAGAAAAUAGAAAAGGUCAUAGUAAAGUUGCAAGAGGUCAAAGCAACUCGCUCAAAAGACAUGGAUUUGCUGGUUACUCAGAGGCAAGAAACCCUGAAUUCCCUCGGAUCAGUAAAGCUUGAUUUGCAGAAUGUAUUUGAGCAACUGCACCAAAAACAUACAGAAACAGUUGAAAGGAAAUGUGUGAAACUUCGAGGAAAAUUAGAAAAUGAUAUUCAAACGUGCGUCGAAAUGGAAGAAAGUUUAAAGAAAUCUGAACUGGCAUUGAAAUGUGAAGAUAAAACAAAGCAGUUUGUAACUAUGAAACAACUCUUAAAACAACUUGUCAUUGUCGAAACUACAGCAAAUGCAAUGGUAAAUGAAGUUCCGGAAAAGAGUUUGGAGUUGAAGAGAACGCCGCUUUGUUCCAGAGUAUUGAAUCAACCAGAACUACUCAUCGAUUUCUCCGAGGAUGUGCGUUUAUACAAAACAACUGGCGAAGCAGACACGGUAUGCGAACGGAAAUUAAAUAUUUUUAGUACUGAAUCAAACGAAUACAAAAAGAUGCGUUGCACCUGCAUAUAUCGGAGCCCCAUAGAUUUGAUAUUUUCUGAUAACUCAUCACUUUCCAUAUAUGACAGAAUGAGAAAACAAACUAAGCAAAUGAGCUUCCGUAUAAAGAUUUCGGCUAUUACUGUGGAGAAAGAUACAUUUUUCAUCGCCCUGCAAGAUCAAGGUUUGAUCGUCACUCCUGGGGAAAAUGACAAAAUGAUGGCUGUUCUUAAAACUGGUGAGCCAUGUGUUGGUGUCAUUAAAUCAUCCAGCAUGUUUUAUGUCACGGUUGCGAGUAAUCAGGCAGGUCAGCUGCGGGAAUAUACUCUUAAAGGAAAUCUGAAUAAUGUUUUGAAAACAAACGAUAAGGGAGAAAACAUACGGUCUAAAGGGGAUUUCUCUAGUGGAUGA
Mercenaria mercenaria is the source of this 1401-nucleotide messenger RNA. RefSeq lists its product as uncharacterized. The transcript has a single exon. Gene Ontology annotation, biological process: positive regulation of DNA-templated transcription. Gene Ontology annotation, cellular component: chromatin; nucleoplasm. The record is from RefSeq and is a predicted model, not a curated record. Gene Ontology annotation, molecular function: zinc ion binding; ubiquitin-protein transferase activity. Lineage: Eukaryota; Metazoa; Mollusca; Bivalvia; Venerida; Veneridae. Bases 1 to 1401 code for a protein of 466 amino acids.